This is a messenger RNA of Oryzias latipes (Japanese medaka), 5594 nucleotides long. It is a transcript of the gene ago4, whose product is annotated as argonaute RISC component 4. The record is from RefSeq and is a predicted model, not a curated record. Gene Ontology annotation, molecular function: protein binding; RNA binding. NCBI's taxonomy places the organism in Eukaryota, Metazoa, Chordata, Actinopteri, Beloniformes, Adrianichthyidae.
CAAAUCCCCACAAGCAGUCGCGGCAGCUCCAGUCAGAGUACAGUCCGCCGCGCGUCCAUUUAUAUUUCCGUUUUUUAGAUUAGCCCCUUUAAGCUUCGCAAUACCGCCCCCAAUUUCAGCGUCGGUACGGAGCCGCCAGGCCGGGACAGAGACGGAGAGAGAGGCCUCGGCCAUGGAAGCACUCGGACCCGGCCCGCCUGCUCCCACCUCUCUGUUUCAGCCUCCAAGGCGUCCCGGCCUCGGCACGGUGGGGAAACCCAUCCGGCUCCUUGCCAACCACUUCCAGGUGCAGAUUCCCAAGAUUGACGUCUAUCACUAUGACAUCGACAUCAAGCCUGAGAAACGGCCUCGAAGGGUCAACAGGGAGGUGGUGGACACCAUGGUGCGGCACUUCAAGAUGCAGAUCUUUGGAGACCGGCAGCCGGGUUACGACGGGAAGAGGAACAUGUACACGGCCCACCCACUGCCCAUCGGGAGAGACCGGGUGGAUCUGGAGGUGACUCUUCCAGGCGAGGGGAAGGACCAGACCUUUAAGGUGUCCCUGCAGUGGGUGUCUGUCGUCAGCCUUCAGAUGCUGCUGGAGGCGCUGUCGGGUCACCUAAACGAGGUCCCUGAGGACUCGGUUCAGGCCCUGGACGUCAUCACACGGCACCUGCCCUCUAUGAGGUAUACUCCUGUGGGUCGCUCCUUCUUUUCCCCUCCUGAAGGUUACUACCAUCCUCUGGGUGGGGGGCGGGAGGUGUGGUUCGGCUUCCAUCAGUCUGUCCGUCCCGCCAUGUGGAACAUGAUGCUGAACAUCGACGUGUCUGCGACUGCUUUCUACCGCGCUCAGCCCGUCAUCGAGUUCAUGUGCGAGGUGCUGGACAUCCAGAACAUCAACGAGCAAACCAAACCGCUCACCGACUCCCAGAGGGUCAAAUUCACCAAGGAGAUUAGAGGUUUGAAGGUGGAGGUCACUCACUGUGGUCAGAUGAAGAGGAAGUACCGCGUUUGCAACGUAACACGCCGGCCUGCCAGCCAUCAAACGUUCCCUCUGCAGCUGGAGAACGGGCAGGCCAUGGAGUGCACGGUGGCUCAGUACUUCAAGCAGAAAUACAACCUCCAACUCAAGUAUCCACACCUGCCCUGCCUGCAGGUGGGGCAGGAGCAGAAGCACACCUAUCUCCCCCUGGAGGUCUGCAACAUUGUGGCCGGUCAGCGCUGCAUCAAGAAGCUGACAGACAACCAGACGUCCACCAUGAUCAAAGCCACGGCGCGCUCCGCCCCCGACCGGCAGGAGGAGAUCAGCCGGCUGGUGAAGAGCAACAGCAUGGUCGGGGGCCCGGACCCCUACCUGAAAGAGUUCGGCAUAGUGGUGCACAAUGACAUGACGGAGGUGACGGGGCGUGUCCUCCCUGCGCCCAUGCUGCAGUAUGGGGGCCGGGUGAGUACAGACACAGGGAGGGACUGUGGCAGGAAUAAAACCGUGGCCACGCCCAAUCAAGGCGUGUGGGACAUGAGAGGGAAGCAGUUCUAUGCUGGAAUUGAGAUCAAGGUGUGGGCCGUGGCCUGCUUUGCCCCGCAGAAGCAGUGCCGGGAGGACCUGCUCAAGAGCUUCACGGACCAGCUGAGGAAGAUCUCAAAGGAUGCUGGAAUGCCCAUCCAGGGUCAGCCGUGUUUCUGUAAAUAUGCCCAGGGAGCUGACAGCGUGGAGCCCAUGUUCAAACACCUCAAGAUGUCGUACGUGGGUCUCCAGCUGAUCGUGGUCAUCCUGCCGGGAAAAACCCCUGUCUACGCCGAAGUGAAGCGGGUGGGGGACACCCUCCUUGGCAUGGCGACUCAGUGUGUGCAAGUGAAGAAUGUGGUGAAGACGUCUCCUCAGACUCUGUCCAACCUCUGCCUGAAGAUCAACGCCAAGCUGGGAGGCAUCAACAAUGUGCUGGUGCCUCAUCAGAGGCCGUCAGUCUUCCAGCAGCCGGUCAUCUUCCUCGGUGCCGAUGUCACUCAUCCUCCUGCCGGGGACGGCAAGAAGCCGUCCAUCGCAGCCGUGGUGGGCAGCAUGGACGGCCAUCCCAGCCGGUACUGUGCGACGGUGCGGGUUCAGACAUCUCGGCAGGACAUGUCCCAGGAGCAGCUUUUCAGCCAGGAGGUGAUCCAGGACCUGACCAACAUGGUGCGCGAGCUUCUCAUCCAGUUCUACAAGUCCACACGAUUCAAGCCCACACGCAUCAUUUAUUAUCGCGGCGGCGUUUCCGAGGGACAGAUGAAACAGGUGGCCUGGCCGGAGCUGAUCGCCAUAAGGAAGGCGUGCAUCAGUUUGGAAGAGGACUACAGGCCUGGCAUCACCUACAUCGUGGUGCAGAAGCGCCAUCACACGCGUCUGUUCUGCUCCGACAAAGCUGAGAGGGUGGGGAAGAGCGGAAAUGUUCCAGCCGGCACCACUGUGGACAGCACCAUCACGCAUCCGUCUGAGUUUGACUUCUACUUGUGCAGCCAUGCUGGAAUUCAGGGAACCAGUCGCCCCUCCCACUACCACGUCCUGUGGGAUGAUAAUUGCUUCACGGCCGACGAGCUGCAGCUCCUCACCUACCAGCUGUGCCACACCUAUGUGCGCUGCACGCGCUCAGUCUCCAUCCCGGCGCCUGCCUACUACGCCAGGCUGGUUGCUUUUCGCGCUCGCUACCACCUGGUGGACAAAGACCACGACAGCGCCGAGGGGAGCCACGUGUCGGGUCAGAGCAACGGCCGCGACCCGCAGGCUUUGGCAAAGGCGGUUCAGAUCCACUACGACACACAGCACACCAUGUACUUCGCCUGAGGACCACCCGUCCUCUGAUACUCGUCUCUUCCUCGUCUGUCUCUGUCGUCUUUCUGUUCGCUCUCGGUUCGGAUCCUUCACCAAAGCGGCUCGCGCGAGGAAGAGGAGCGGGAGGAAGAGUCACGGAACGAUCUCCAACCAGCGUUCCCGAUCCAGCCGCCUGUUCUCAACCAGCAAUCUAGCACUGCGAGUCCCACUCCGUGGGGGUGGGGCUCCAAUGCACAAAUGAAAAAACAAAAACAAACACCUCCCUCCCUCCGACCCCCCCACAGACACACAGUUGAGCCAUUGUUUUGAGUUUGUUUUUGUUUUUUCUUCCUUGAAUGUCUGCACUCGCGCGUUUAUCGGAUUUACGGAGCGCCGGCUCCGAGGCUCUUCCGGCGAAGCAGGACUCUUAUCUACUUUACCUCAAAGCCCCCCUCCCCCCGGGGGUCAAAUCUGUCACAAGGUCUUGGGUUUGUUGGGUGGUGGGGAGGGAAGGCGACCUUUUCAGAAUGAUAUAUUAUGAUUAUUAUAUAUAUUUUCCUUCCUAUGAGCGAGUGUUUGAACUCCUUUUUGGUCUUUUACAAGCGAGGUGACCACGCCCAUCGCUAUUUUCCUCCUAUCCCAGCGAGGCGGUUUGUUUGUAUGUAUGUGUGUGUGUGUCUGGGUGCGUGCACGUGUAUGUCUGUGUGUGUUAUGGCCGGCCACUGAACUGUAAAGGGAAAUCAAGGAGCUGACUGCUGUAAAUGCCUCAGAUGAAUUGUUUUAUAUUCACACAUACAGGACAGAAAGCAUAUAUGUACACCUGUGGAGCAGUGUGGGAAGGGGACAGCGCCUCCUGCAGGCUGGUGGAGACAUGUUGGCGGUCCUGACUCGUGCGUUGGUUAAGAAUGUCUUCAGUGAGUCUGAAGAUGAGGAUCCAUAUGAAGCAGCAGAUAAAGCCAGGUUCUGACGUGCAGCAGUGUGGACCGCGCUCAGGUCCCGGGUCAUUUUGGGUACUUGGGUCAUUUCAGACCCCGGGUCAUUUCAAACCCUGGGCCCAGCCCGAAGCAGGACCUGAGCGGAGAAAGACACUGCUGCACGGUUUUCUUAUCGAUCUUGUUUUCGUUUUUAUUUUUUUGCUCAUUGCACUGACCGGGGACGCUUGGCAACCAACAGAGGGCACUGUCGAUCUCUCGUACCUUUAUGCAUUUAUACAUUCAACAAAGCAGAUUUGUAAAAGUUUAAUAUAAGACGUUUUGUGCUUAUCUUAAGACUCGUUUAAAAGUAGAACUUUACUGUUGUCGUCGUUGUCCAUGUUACUGUUGUGAUGUUAGGGUUGUACAGUUGUGAGUUCAGGAACAGACUUGGGCUUUAGCUGCAGGUGUAGUGGGCGGAGCAUCUGGGUUGUGUUUUUACUUUUCUUUUUUAAUUUUGUAGCAUUGUAAGCGCAGCGGGGUUGUGUAGCAGACACGCAGCAUUCGCCGCAGAUGGAUGGAGACAAUCAGGCCAGGAGCGGUUUGUUGGGUUUUUAGACUUUUUAAAAAUCAGCGUGCGUAUUUGACGUAUACCCAUCAUGCAUCUGUAUUUAAACGACGCUUCUUUGGUAUUCUAACGCCCUUUUUAACACUGGAUUGAACUGAUUUAAGCUUGGCGACCAGUGGCGGCCCCCGCAGACUUGGAUGCUGCGGGAACGGGGAGGGGAAACGGUCAGCGUGCACGCCUCCUCGGGGGAGGGGCAGCUCAGUUAAAACCCUUUUGUAAUAAACCACCCGUAAAGCAGCAGGUUUACUAUGAAUGAGUUUGAGCACUUUCCUGUCGACGGCGUGCGCGCUGACGCCACAUGCAGGAAGCAGAGCCGACAGGUCGUCGCCACUCGGAUAAAUGGUCACUUCCUGUUUGUAACGUCACGAAGCAAUAUUAUCCCAGCUGAAGAUUUCUGACAAAUGAAGCUAUAAUUCUCCUCGUUGUCGAUGUUAUUACUCUUCAAUGUGACUGUAUUUUUAUAUUUUCUGUUUUUAUCUGGGUUGUUUUCAUUUGCUCGUAUCAAUCAGUGGGAACGUGCAUUUUGGUGGAAUAGUUUUAGGCUUUAGAGCUUUUUCUUUCUGUGUAGACUUUGCUCGCCUGCAUGCCGGAGUAUUGUCUGUUUUAAAAAUAAAAACCUUUUGAGUCAUAUUUAUAAUUAUCAAAAAAAAAAAUCUAAAACUUUUCAAGGGGGGGGGGGAUUUAGUUGGAAUGUCGUAGUUCAGGAAUAACGUCCCGUUUUUGGUCUCAAACAUGAAUUUCUGGGUGGGGGAGGUGCAGGCGGUUGUCACAUUGGGGGGGUAGGCGUAGCUCUUUGUGCUAUUCUCAAUCUAAACGAGGUACUUUGUUCUUAUGUGGACUGGCCAAAGAGCGCCCCCACCCCCUCUCCUGUGUGCCGCACCUGUUUCCAUGGCAACUCUGACUCCUUUAAAGUAGGGGAACAAGCUGCUUUUAACCUUUUUUAAAAACAAAAAAGCUCCCAGACUGUUUCUGUACCGUUUCAAAAGAGAGCACCAAUCAUUUUGAAGUCCUUCACUUUGAUAUCUUGUCGUAUCUCAAUGAAUUUGUAAUUGUAUGCAUUUUAUUAUUUUUCUUCAUCAUGGGUUCCUGUUUGGGGUCUUUUUUCUUUUCACUCCCCCUUUUUCUUCCCAUGGCUCCUAUAUGAUGCGUUUUCUGCUUGUCCUUCGGGAUAGCAGACUUUUAAUUCACUGUUAUUAUGUGACAUGCUCAGAUGUUUUUUUUUUUUUUUUUAGCCUGCAGGGAAAUCUUGUGUUAAUGUGCAAAGUAAUAAACUGGUAUUCUAUGCCCAUAA